AUGAUAAUACAGAGGCUCUUUUAUGUCGGUCUCUGUUGCCAAUUGUUUGGGGAGUCUCGUGGGUUUCUCGUCCAAAACCCUCGGUCCUCGCCAGCAGCUGUUUCUUCUUGCAAACAGCACGGAACUUCCUCACCCCUACAACAUGCCGAUACAGAUACUGCGACAUUCAACAACUUAUUCUCUGAGUUUGAGAACGAUCUCAACAGAUUGUCACAACUUCGGCCUCCCUUGCCGAGUUCCGACCCCUCUCUUCACGCCACACUAAUAUCGGCUGGCAGUUCCUACACUCGGCUUUGGACCGCUUCUACAUGGGUCCAACACUCCCGGCCUCCCCAUUCGCGGUACGCUAGACAUAUUUGGCGAUGGCGGCAUUCGUCGACGGCAAAAAAGGUUCUACCUGCAGUUUUGAUCUCAACAGCAUGGGCUACUCUCGUCUCAGUGUCCCCACAUUAUUUUAAAUGGUCGGAACAAAUUUUGGCGUCGGCUGGAUCUGUGGCAGCUGCCACUUCGGUCUUAUUGGCUCCUUUGGCGCUUUUACUUACGCUGAGAGCAAAUUGUAGUCUUGGAAGACUAUUAGAGGCGCGUUUACUCUGGGGACGAAUGGUAUUGCACACUCGCACGUUGGCUAGUUUGAUGCAAGUAUAUUUGUUGCCGCAUGCCCCAAAGACGACGCUUGCAGCGGCACGAUUGUUGGCUAUUUUGAGUUGGCAACUCAAGGCUUACGUUCGAGGUGAAUCCGUCGAACUGCAGCGAGAAGCGUUGAAUACUACUUUAGACAAAGAGACAGUGGACUGGAUACUUGACGAGACGCAACAACCUUAUCAGAAAUCCAUUGUAACGAUCCCAUCUCGUAUUCGGCAAUUGUGUCACGCAGCCAUGAAUCAUAUGGAGCAAGAAAAGCAACCAAAUAUUCCUCAAUAUCAAGUUGAAAAUGAGAUUUGUAAACUGGAAGAAGUCGUUGGUGGUUGUGAACGUCUGCACAGUAGUCCCAUUCCUCCUACCUACAGCCGCCAUCUCAGUCGUGUCAUGGCAUUAUUCAAUUUGACGUUCCCCAUCAGCUUGGUUUCGGCCGGAGUCAAUCCGUUUGGAGUCAUUGUGGUUUCCAUGAUUGCUUCAUAUGUGUUUAUUGGCAUUGAUGAGGUCGGUAUGGAGAUUGAAAAUGCCUUCCAGUUGCUUCCACUACAACAAUUAGCAGCUGCUUCUCAAAAGGCAGUCCUAGAUCAAUUUUUGUUCAUGCGAAAUGGGCCACCGUUGGUGACAGAAAAAUAG
Cylindrotheca closterium is the source of this 1269-nucleotide messenger RNA. The record is from the annotation of a GenBank genome assembly. Lineage: Eukaryota; Bacillariophyta; Bacillariophyceae; Bacillariales; Bacillariaceae.